Messenger RNA from Eurypyga helias (sunbittern), 2023 nucleotides. Its product is annotated as otoferlin-like. The annotation marks the transcript as partial. The record is from RefSeq and is a predicted model, not a curated record. Gene Ontology annotation, biological process: plasma membrane organization; synaptic vesicle priming. The transcript has 14 exons. Gene Ontology annotation, molecular function: calcium ion binding; AP-2 adaptor complex binding. Lineage: Eukaryota; Metazoa; Chordata; Aves; Eurypygiformes; Eurypygidae. Gene Ontology annotation, cellular component: synaptic vesicle membrane; presynaptic active zone membrane.
GACUUUGAUCCUGAUCCCCCUCUCUGCCUCCUCCACUCCUCAUCACGCUCAUUUCCAUCUCCUCCCUCCCUAUCGCUUCACCUCGGACUCAGAAACCAAACUUAAUAACUCUCCCAUGAAAGGUUCCAAGGGUCAGGCGAAGAACAAGGAGAAGUCCAAGGCACCCAAAGACGAUAAGAAAAAGAAGCCACAGUCAGGCCCUGAGCUUCCCGAGAAGAAGAACAAGCAGAAGAUUGAUGAACUGAAGGUCUUCAACAAAGAGCUGGAAACGGAGUUCGAUAACUUUGAGGACUGGCUGCACACCUUCAACCUGCUCCGUGGGAAGAUUGGGGACAACGACGACAAUGCGACAGAAGAAGAGCGGAUAGUGGGGAGGUUCAAAGGCUCCAUGUGCGUCUACAAAGUGCCGCUCCCGGAUGAUAUCACCAAGGACGCAGGAUAUGACCCCAACUUUGGCAUGUUCCAGGGCAUCCCCAGCAACGACCCCAUCAAUGUGCUGGUCCGAGUCUAUAUUGUACGGGCUACAGACCUUCACCCAGCUGACAUCAAUGGGAAAGCCGACCCCUAUAUUGCCAUCAAGCUGGGGAAGACAGACAUCAAAGACAAGGAGAACUACAUCUCCAAGCAGUUGAACCCCGUCUUUGGAAAGUCCUUUGACAUCGAGGCCACCUUCCCCAUGGAGUCCAUGCUGACGGUGGCGGUGUACGACUGGGACUUGGUGGGGACUGACGACCUCAUCGGAGAGACCAAGAUUGAUCUGGAGAACCGCUACUACAGCAAGCACCGAGCUACUUGUGGGGUGUCCCAGACUUACUCCAUACACGGUUAUAACACCUGGCGUGACCCCAUGAAGCCCUCCCAAAUCCUCUCCAAGCUGUGCAAAGAGGGCAAGGUGGAUGGGCCACACUUUGGGCCAGGAGGAAGAGUGAAAGUUGCCAACAGGGUCUUCACCGGCCCCACGGAGAUUGAGGAUGAGAACGGUCAGAAGAAGCAGACGGAUGAGCACCUGGCCCUGGCAGUGCUGCGCCACUGGGAAGACAUCCCGCGGGCAGGCUGCAAGCUGGUCCCCGAGCACGUGGAGACGCGCCCGCUGCUGAAUUGCAACUCUCCAACCUUGCAGGGUCGCCUGGAGAUGUGGGUGGACAUGUUCCCCAUGGACAUGCCGGCGCCCGGUCCUGCCACUGACAUUUCCCCCAGGAAACCAAAGAAAUACGAGCUCAGAGUGAUAGUGUGGAACACAGACGAGGUCAUCCUGGAGGACGAUGACUACUUCACCGGCGAGAAAUCCAGUGACAUUUUUGUCCGGGGGUGGCUGAAGGGUCAGCAGGAGGACAAGCAAGACACGGACGUCCAUUACCACUCGCUCACUGGUGAAGGCAACUUCAACUGGCGCUACAUCUUCCCCUUUGACUACCUGAUGGCAGAGGAGAAGAUCGUCAUCUCCAAGAAAGAAUCCAUGUUUUCCUGGGAUGAGACUGAGUACAAGAUCCCAGCUCGCCUCACCUUGCAGGUCUGGGAUGCCGACCACUUCUCAGCCGAUGAUUUCCUCGGGCCGGAGAUGCUGGCCCAGCCCAGCUCCAGCCAAGAACUCAGCAUUUUUGGGGGUGCCAACAUCUAUUGCAGCCUGGAGAUGGUGACGAACGAGGCAGAGCUGCCCAUGGUCUCCAUCUUCAAGCAGAAGCGGGUGAAGGGCUGGUGGCCGUUCGUGGCCAGAGAUGAGAAUGAUGAGCUGGAGAUCACCGGGAAAGUCGAGGCUGAGCUGCACCUUCUGACAGCGGAGGAGGCAGAGAAAUCCCCGGCGGGGCUGGCUCGCAACGAGCCCGACCCACUGGAGAAACCCAACCGCCCGGACACGUCCUUCAUCUGGUUCCUGAACCCGCUCAAGUCCAUCAAAUACCUCAUCUGCACGCGCUACAAGUGGCUCAUCAUCAAAAUCGUGCUGGCCCUGUUGCUCCUCAUCAUGAUCGCCCUCUUCCUCUACAGCAUGCCAGGCUACAUGGUCAAGAAGCUGCUGGGAGCAUGA